Molecule: messenger RNA, 621 nt
Organism: Fusarium subglutinans
Lineage: Eukaryota; Fungi; Ascomycota; Sordariomycetes; Hypocreales; Nectriaceae
Product: TKL kinase
Exons: 2
Coding region: 1-621 (206 amino acids)
Biological process (GO): protein phosphorylation
Molecular function (GO): ATP binding; protein kinase activity
Source: RefSeq, a predicted model, not a curated record
AUGCGCCUCUCUGAUCGGGAAGCUGCCCAUGCUAUCCGGGCCAGACUCGAGCCCCUCGGCCGAACAGGCCUCAGCAUCGUCUACACAGAGAAAGGCAAUUCCAAGCCUGCUUUGAAGGCAGCUGGGUUUUGGUUAGACGGUGAAAUCAUGAAGCUGCUAUAUAUGAAGCUCUCGGCUUACAUCCUUAAGUGUAUCGGUAUCGAGUUGAUGUCUGAUGGAGAAGAAGCUUGGGCUUUGCGUCUUGAGCGGGCGCCGCAUGGUAACUUGCGGGAAUACAUUGGAGAGAACGAACCUCCGACAAUGGCUCGUCGCUUUCAGGUAGUCAUCGACUUCACGGAGGCUUUGCAGCAUGUCCAUGAUCGAGGACUCAUUUGGGGCGACGUCUCACCUCGAAAUGUCCUAGUCUUCGAUCAUCUUCACAUGAAGCUCUGCGAUUUUGCUGGCUCCUUUCACAAGGACAAGUUCCCUGAGCUUCUCUUUACAUGCGAGCCUCGUUGUUGGGUGCCAGGACCAGAAGUAGACUUGCCAACUCGAAGUAUACUCGAAAAGGAGCUGUUUGUGCUUAAUACCGCAAUUUGUGAGAUCACAGAGUGGGCUGUCUGUCCCCUUAUGAGUCAAUAG